This is a messenger RNA of Homalodisca vitripennis (glassy-winged sharpshooter), 1572 nucleotides long. RefSeq names its product putative phosphatidate phosphatase. NCBI's taxonomy places the organism in Eukaryota, Metazoa, Arthropoda, Insecta, Hemiptera, Cicadellidae. Bases 150 to 1445 code for a protein of 431 amino acids. Gene Ontology annotation, molecular function: phosphatidate phosphatase activity. Gene Ontology annotation, biological process: signal transduction; phospholipid metabolic process; phospholipid dephosphorylation. The record is from RefSeq and is a predicted model, not a curated record. The transcript is spliced from 7 exons.
UUUAGUUAGGUUAUCAUUGUUUAUAAAAACAAAUAUUUCAAACUGUUACUUUAUGGUCGUUCUCCAGCCUAUAUUUCUGAGACCAUCAUACCAUAAUAAAUUAUACUGUGUGAAAUGACUUAGAGAUAAUAUUCUUCGAUCGCGUGGGAAUGAAAAAGCCCUAUGAUGGAGUAACGGGAAGAGGCCUAUCGAAUCCUUCACACACAGUGGCUCGUACUUCACCCCUUACUCGGAGUCAUACGCCAUCAUCAGAUCAUAGCCAGAGGCCUAAACGCGAACUAGAACUGAAAACUCAGUCACACCAUACUCAUUUCUCACAGCCAAAACAUAUUCCUACACUCCAACAACCCCCUGCUUCUACAUCACAGCAUCCACCUCCACAGCCACAGCCUAGCAAUGUGCCGCGGCAACAACCUAUUCUCUUUUCGAGACCAAGGGCCUCUAGAAGAGAGUUUUCUAUCCACCAGCUUAAACCUUUACCUAAUAAAUCCAGAGCAAGGACACCCAUGCAGCCUAGGAUUGUGCCAUCGAAGAAAUUCAAGAAGUCUGAAACCAGGAAUCGGGACACCCCUCCUCAUGUUAUUCCUCCUUACAACCCUUGCUGUCCCAGACUAUGUUGCCGUUGCAAUAUGUGCGUCUCUAUUUGUGUACUGGGCUUGGUGGUACUUCUGACAGCGAUUUUCGGCCACCCUUACCAACGAGGGUUCUUCUGCGAUGAUGAUUCCAUCAGGUAUCCCCUUGUUUCGGAGACCAUCACAACGCCCCAAGUGGCCAUCGCCAGCUUCGUCAUUCCCAUCCCCAUCAUAUUCGCGGUGGAAUGCUACCGUCUGCUGGAGACCAGCACGCCUCGCGACUCCUGGCACUCGGUGAGCCGCGCUGUUCUGAGGUCCUUCCUGGAGGUGUACGGUAUCUUCGUGUUCGGCUCCGGGCUGAGCCAGGUCACCGUGGACAUGGGCAAGUUGACGGUGGGACGCUUGAGGCCGCACUUCCUCACCGUCUGCCAGCCCGACAACCUGGACCAACUGUGUCCCUCGGACACCGCCCACACCUACAUCACUGACAUCCACUGCACCGGUUCUCCGGGGACCGUCGAGGAGGGCAGGUUAUCAUUCCCAUCGGGUCACGCAGCAGUGUCCUUCUACGCGGCCAUUUACGUAGUGGUGUUCCUGCGCCACCGGCUUUACUGGCGGGCUGUAAGGUUCCCCAACUACCUGCUACAGGCCGGCCUCGUGUUCGCGGCUUGGUUCACCUCCCUCUCGCGCGUCCAGAACUUCAUGCACCACCCCACGGACGUGCUGGCGGGCGCCAUCAUCGGCACCUUCUGGGCCAUUGUUGUGACAAGGUUCGUGAUCAACAUGAAAGUUGACUCAGAACAAAUGUCGAAGGACGACCUUCGGUCUCUAAGGGCGACUCCUACCCACUUACAAGGGCCAAACAGUGUCUGACAUGCCUCUCCUGAAUUGAAUUCUGUAAACUCUACUUCACUGUACAUAAGCAAAGAAUUUACUAGCUUUACUCUGACUGUGUAUACUGAUUAGUUAAAUAAUACUAAUUUAAAUAUUUUGAAAGUGA